CUAUCGAGCAAGGAAGUGGUGCGUGCUUCACGCCCGCGUUCUCGAGUUGUACGCGCGCAUAACGGUGAGAGCACGUGUAGCCCUUUGUGCCAGACGAAAGUAGAGCAGUCGUCUUCGUGUGGCAAAGAUGCCUCGGGCCAACCGCGGUACAGACUGAGUCUACCCAAACUCGUAAUCAAAGGACGAAGGAUAAUGUUAGGCGCGGCAGCUUCGAGUACAAUACCGAUAUGUUGAGUCGAUUGGUGUUUUAAAAGUGAGAGUGACUCCACCCCCGACAACGAGAUACCGUCCUCUUGUGACUCCUGUGACUGCCACCGAUCUCUUUCGACUGCUAUUUCUCUUUGUUUGUGUAUGUUUUGUGCGGUUGCCCGUGUGUGUGUGCGCGCGACACGAGAGAAAUAUUCGAAGAUUAAGGUCGACGGCCGGCGGCGCCAUCGAGCUCGGGAGUCUGCUCGUCUACGUCUCGCUGCAAAUAGGUUUGACUUUCGAAGGAAGAUACGCUAUUACAUGAGUUGGAUGUGAUGUGACGUUACGAUGACGCAACAUUUGCAAAGAGAAGGAGUGUGCUUUAAAGCACGUUGCCUCGUUAAUGUAAUAUCCUUCCUUCUCUUAAUUCCAUCCUUCUUCAUAUCUGAAAUUCACGCCCAAGCAGCAGAAUGUCCGCCAUCCGAGUUAAUUCCAGGAUGCUCCUGUUACAACUUCGAAGAUGGACUUUUUCUUGAAUGCGUCGGCGCGUCAGAGGAAACAUUGAGAUUAACCCUACUUGGUGUUAUGAAUUCAGCAGGAGAAGAUGCAUUUGUACAAUCUCUUAGUAUCUACGAGCUAGAUAAGAUUAUAGAAGAAUUAAAGGAAAGUGCAUUUCCCGCAGGUUCGCAGAUCGGGCAUCUGCAAAUUUCUCAUUCGUCGCUGCGCGACAUUAGUGAAUCUGCCUUUAAAAAUUUAAAAAAUAGUUUGGAAUCACUAGCAUUAAUUUCCGGUCGUUUGACUCAAGUUCCACAAAAAGCUCUUGCAGAACUACAUAAACUGGCGGCCUUGGAUCUCGAGGCUAAUAUAAUCCAGGAUCUUUCAUCAUAUUGCUUCUAUGGGCUGAAAUUAAUGAAGCUUAGUCUUAAAGGAAAUCAAAUUUCUAAAAUAUCAGAGUAUGCAUUCGCUGGACUUGAGAAUUACUUAACAGAUCUAGAUCUCACGGAGAAUAAACUUAAACUCUUUCCAAUGACAUCAUUAAGGCGACUUGAGAGUCUGGAUUCAUUAAGACUUGCUUGGAAUGAGAUAUCAGAAUUGCCAAACGAUGGAUACUCAUUAUUAAACUCCUUACUUAUUUUAGAUUUGAGCAGUAAUAAUUUUGAUAAACUCGGUGAAAAUUGUUUUAGGCCAUGCCCAAUUGUACAAACUUUGUCACUUUACUAUAAUAAUAUUGAAGAUGUUGAUAAAAAUGCUUUCAUAUCAUUGAAAGAUCUCGAGUCUAUUGAUCUCAGUCAUAAUAAAAUAGUAUUCCUUGAUGCCACUACAUUUAAAGCCAACGAACGUCUGCGUACAAUUGAACUUAGUCAUAAUCAUAUACAUUAUAUUGGUGGAGUUUUCGCAGGACUGCCAGAGUUAAGAGAACUUUACCUAGCCGAAAAUAAUAUUCUUGAAAUUCCAAGUGAUGCAUUUAUAGGAAGCAUUAGUUUGAGUGUGGCUUACUUUCAACAAAAUGCAAUACGCAGAAUUGAUGGAAAAGGUCUUGCGAGUCUCAAUCAGCUUGAGCAAUUACAUUUAACCAACAAUUACAUUGAAAAGAUUCCCACAGAAUUCUUCAAAUAUUGUGAUAAACUUACUUCCUUGUCAUUAGAUGGUAAUAAGAUACAAGAAUUGCAUGUUGGUACUUUUUCAAAAUUAGAAAAACUACGAGAGCUACGAUUACAGGAUAAUCAAAUUAAUGAAGUAAAACGUGGUGUAUUUUCACCGCUGCCGGCACUCCAAGAACUUCAUUUACAGAAUAAUGCAAUUGUUAAUAUUGAAACGGGUGCAUUAAGUACAUUGAGCAGCUUACAACAUGUUAAUCUCCAAGGAAAUCAGCUGACAGUGUUAGGUGACGUUUUUCAAUUGUCAUCGGACACAUUAUCAAGUGGUAGUUCAUUAGUCUCUAUUCAGUUGGACAGCAAUGGAUUUGCCAUAUUACAUAACAAUUCAUUGCGCGGCCAAGCUUCUGUAAGAAUCAUGUGGUUAGGCCAUAAUAAAUUGACGCAUUUGCAAGCACCACUGUUCCGUGAUUUGUUACUGGUCGAGCGUCUUUAUUUAACGAAUAACUCUAUAUCAAAAAUUGAAGAUGCUGCAUUCCAACCAAUGCAGGCACUGAAAUUUCUUGAGCUAAGUAUGAAUAAAUUAAGUCACGUGACAGAUCGUACCUUUUCCGAGCUGCAUGAGCUUGAAGAACUGUAUCUUCAAGAUAAUGGCUUGCAAAAACUUGAUCCAUAUUCCUUAACAGCGUUGAAAAAACUAAAAGUCUUAGAUUUAGCAAACAAUCAGUUAACAGUUUUACAGGAUGCUGUAUUUCAAAAGGGAUUGCCAAUUCGUAAAUUAAAUUUAAAAAACUGUUCCAUUCAAACGAUAGAGAAUGAAGCAUUUUUAGGUCUCGUGGAGCUAAUAGAUCUUAAUUUAGAAAAUAAUCAGCUAACCGCCCCAGCUCUUCAAAGACUUCAAAUUUCAGGAUUACAGAUUCUUACAGCUUCUGGAAAUAAUUUUAGUCAGCUGUCGGAACACAGCUUCAAUGGAUUACCCGCGCUGCAGCAGCUUAUAUUAGACGAUGUACAAAUUUCUCAAAUGUCCGAAAAUAUUUUCGUUUUAAAUGUGAACUUGGCAAAACUUCAUUUAAAUCAUAACUAUCUACGUACAUUACCACCUGGUAUUUUCAAUAAUUUAUUAGCACUGCGAGAAUUGCGUGCUGAUUAUAAUAAACUCAUCGGUCUUCCAUAUUCAGCUCUUGCAAGUUCGAAGAAUUUAGAAAUUUUAUCCUUAUCGCAUAAUAAUAUAGCAACUGUAGAUGUUGCUAGCUUAUCAGGAUUAAAGAAUUUACGAGAAAUUGAUUUAAGCCAUAAUAAAAUUGAAUCAAUGUCUGGAUUUGCAUUGGCGAAUCUUUCUCGCUUAUUUUCAGUCGAUUUAAGCCAUAAUAAUUUAAAUGCACUACCUGUAAAUUUUUUUACUCACUCAUCGAUGUUACGACGAAUUGAUCUCUCAGAAAAUAAAUUCAAACAGAUUCCUGCCAUCGCUCUAUCUGGACAAAAUCUCCCCGGAUUAACAUGGCUAAAUUUAACAAAAAAUCCCUUAAGUAAAAUACACGAAAUACCUUCGGAAUCAAUGUAUCCUCUAUUACAAGAGAUACACAUAUCAGGUACUAAUUUAUCCAUACUUACGUCGCAGGAUUUCGAAGCUUUUCCUGCGCUUCAGUAUCUUUUCAUAAGUCAAAAUAGUAUUUCUCGAGUAUCACCUGGCGUAUUUCGUAGUCUACCGAAUCUAUUAACCCUUCAUCUUGGAAUGAAUACUCUUGAUAUUUUACCUCAAGAGCGGCUUCAAGGACUGGAGCAUCUGCGCAUACUCAAUCUUACUCAUAAUCGUUUAAAGGAACUGGAGGAAUUUCCAGAGGACUUAAAAGCAUUACAGAUACUAGAUCUCUCUUUCAAUCAGAUCGGUACAGUCGGCAAAGUAACAUUCAAGAAUUUGGUCAAUUUAGUCGAGCUUCAUCUUUAUGGAAACUGGAUCAAUACGAUUUCGAGUGAAGCAUUUCGUCCUUUGAAGAAACUUCGACUCCUUGAUCUUAGUAGAAAUUACUUGGAGAAUCUACCAUUGAAUGCUUUUCGACCUCUAGAGACACAGAUACGAAGCCUUCGAGCUGAAGAAAAUCCUUUGAACUGCGGAUGCGAAUCUCAAGAGCUUUGGGAGUGGCUGCGAGACCAUCAGAAACUAGUUGGCGGGGUAGGUCGAGGUCGCGGUAAAAGCAGCGUAGGAAUAAAUGAUGUUGAAGGAGGUUUGUUAAGAUGUGAGCAGCCGCCUGAGCUUCGAGGUUUAGUAUUUCUCGAUCUGGAUCCUCAUGCAUUCUGCUCAGCGCCAUUAGUACUAAAGCUGGCUAUUCAAGAUAUCCAGCCUUUUUCUGUUCUCGUUUCUUGGCAGAGCAGAAAUCAUUCUGGGUUACAUGGAUAUCAAGUUGCAUAUCACGCUUUGGGUAACGUAGAUGAAGUGCGCGGGAAGCUCUUGGAUCCGAAAGCUCGUUCAGUGCGGCUGACGAAGCUCGUCCCUGAUACACGCUAUCUUAUCUGUGUGCUGGGCCUCGGCAGCUGGGGCACGCCCAUCCCUGAGGACAUCAACAACUGGCAGUGGAACGCUUCGCAGGACGACGUAAUCGAAGGUUCGGCACAUCCAGUGAUGGUUAACUCGGCAAUGAGUCGCUGUACCGAAGUGCGCACCCUUGAAGCUCCCAGUUCAGUAGUGGAGGAUGGGGCUCUAGGCGAUAGAGGCAGCCUCGCCAGUAUCCUCACCCGACGCCUCGGUCUUAUCGUUGGCAGCUGCAUGGGCUUCGUUGUAUUCGUCGUGCUUAUAUCCGUGCUCGGCUACAUGAAAAUGAAAAAGCAGCGCGCGGCUGUCAAAAGGGAGCAACCUCUAGCUCCAAAUCCGCCCGAAUACAUGUCUUAUCGGCACUUCUCGCUGCAGAGCGGCGAUCGCCCGGACAACACCUGCCCGAGCUUUAUCAGCAACAUCGGCACUACUGCCCUCAAUUCGUAGCACAAGCCCAACGAGUCCUGCGAUGACGAGCAGGACAUUGAGCUCAAGAGCGUCUCAGCGGGUAGGACCAUCUUUGCCUGAUUCGGACACAGACA
Messenger RNA from Ceratosolen solmsi marchali, 4850 nucleotides. RefSeq names its product slit homolog 3 protein-like. The transcript is spliced from 5 exons. Gene Ontology annotation, molecular function: protein binding. Lineage: Eukaryota; Metazoa; Arthropoda; Insecta; Hymenoptera; Agaonidae. The coding region runs from base 535 to 4755 and encodes 1406 amino acids. The record is from RefSeq and is a predicted model, not a curated record.